UUUUUGUUAAUUGGGGCUUAAUCGUCAACUAAACACUUCUUCAACAAAGGAAUCAAUCCCUCAUCCCUCCCAGGCCGUCAUCACGUUACCGUUGCAGUCACCUUUGCCGAGUCUUGACAGCCACUCACAAUGUCUCACCAGAAGAACGAGAAGGACGUCGGUGAUGCUCCCAAGAGCCACCGUAUCCGAAUCACCCUGACCAGCCGAAAGGUCCAGUCUCUCGAGAAGGUCAGCGCUGAGCUCAUUGAGCGUGCCCGCAGCAAGGGCCUCACCAUCAAGGGCCCCGUCCGUCUGCCCACCAAGAACCUCAAGAUCACCACCCGCAAGACCCCUUGUGGUGAGGGUUCCAAGACCUGGGACUCCUACGAGCUCCGCGUCCACAAGCGCCUUAUCGACCUCCACGCCCCCACCGAGGUUGUCAAGUCCGUCAUCGUCAACAUCGAGGCCGGUGUUGAGGUUGAGGUCACCAUUGCUGCUUAAAUGUGGACACUGUCCUAGUCAGUGGUCGAGAUGCUCGGCUUCGUCCUGGCAUUGUGAAGGAAGGGAAUGAUGGGAACAUCAAGAUCUUGCUCACAGCAAGAGUGGUGGAUAUAAGAUACUCAGUUAUGAUUAAUGAAUCUCUGGGAACCUCGUGUUCUACCAUUCAAAACUAUGAAGAUCAUGAUAUUGUUGUGUGUUGUCUGACAUAUUGACUUUGACUCGGCACGUUUUGCGAACAGCAUAUAACUCGCUCUUGCCCAGGAGCUAUGGACAAAGCAAAGUAUCCAUGUGUCUAACCAGCAUGCAUUGGUAGUGGAGAUGAUCGCUCACUAUGAAUUGAGAAUCUUAAAAAAAGAAAAAAAAGGAAACCAAGGUAUGAACAAACUGACAUAGAAAGACCUUGCUUCAGAGGCAUCGGCAUCAAAAGAAUUUCUUUUGACCUAGGUACGGAUACCUGCU
Fusarium redolens is the source of this 939-nucleotide messenger RNA. Its product is annotated as ribosomal protein S10 domain-containing protein. Gene Ontology annotation, molecular function: RNA binding; structural constituent of ribosome. The transcript is spliced from 3 exons. The record is from RefSeq and is a predicted model, not a curated record. Gene Ontology annotation, biological process: translation. Gene Ontology annotation, cellular component: ribosome; cytosolic small ribosomal subunit. The coding region runs from base 130 to 480 and encodes 116 amino acids. Lineage: Eukaryota; Fungi; Ascomycota; Sordariomycetes; Hypocreales; Nectriaceae.